GAUGAGGAUAAUUUAGGAAAAAGUUUUAUAAUGCCAUAAGUUGUUCAUGGAAAGUUAUUCUAGAGUCUAAAAAUGUUUUAGCAGUUAAAGUCAGACAUGUGAGUGAUAAAAGAAGAUUUUUUCACAAAUAAAACCAACGGAAGGAGGUUGCAAUGGAGAAUGGGUUGAGCCCUGUUUCUUGUCCUGUGUGUACUCUGUACAUGCGGGAAGGUGUUACAUUACAAAGCCAUCUUGACACUCAUCCCAAGGAUCAAGUUAUUGCUGCACUGGUUAGAAUUUCUGCAGGAGGCAGCAUCAGUGCCAUAGAAAACCAAAGUGAUAAUGAAACUAUGCCAGUUGUCAUACCCGAAAAUGCUCCUUGCAGUCAGGAACCAUUAUCAGGUCCUCAGUGCUUUCCACCGAGCAGCAGUCACUUUACAACAGCCAUAACAUACCAACAGUUCUUGAGUAGCAAUGGCUCUGCCUCAAGUACUGUAAUCCCACAGUAUGUCUCCAUGCCUGCCAUACUGUCAGCACCCAGUACCAGUCAUUCAGCCACAAAUCAAGCCGCUUUUAUGCAAAUGCUGUAUAACCCUUACAUGAUUCAACAGCAGCAGCAACAAUUUCAGUUGCUGAGCUCAGUAACUUCCCCUUCACAGCCACAGUCUUUCAUACGUCAUGUGGUUCCAUCUUAUCCCACACAUCAUGUUUCCCAGUCACAAAUGAAUCUUUCUUCCAAUUCAAUUCCUCUCAGUGCUUCAUAUCAAACCAGUGAUUUUCCUGCAGACUGUGCUCCACAAGGUUUCCAGAAUACAAGUAAUAUAACACCUUCUUCACUUACUCUUCCAGCUUCCUCUUCCAAUUCUUUCCCUCAUUCCACAUUGUCCUGUUCUGUAUCUUCACCAGUAUCAGCAAGAGGUACCAUUCCAACUGGCUAUUUGCUCCCCUCAGUAGGGGAGCAUGCUGCUAAUCAAAUUGAACAAGGUAUUGUAAACAAACCAAGAACACCGCCAUCAGAUCAACACAGAAACGUUUCCAUUUUGAAUGGAAUAGCCCAGUAUUCGAAGCAGCAGCUGGAAGAAGAAACUGCCAUAGAAAAUGUUCCUGAAGAAAAUUUGUUUCCAGAUAGAAACUUAUCUAGUAGUACAGGUGGUGUGAGUGCAGUGUACAAUGGUGUGGCCACACAAACGAGUGACAUGCAGUAUGAAUAUGAGGACCAGAAGAGCCCCUACAUAUCUAAGGAUGAAGAGGCAGCUGUUACUCUAGAUGGUGUAAUUGGCAUGCAGCAAGAACUGCCAAGGAGUGAAUCUGUAAAUGUGAGGGUGAGGAAGGAUCUGAAUGACAUGGCAGUCAGUCCAAUGGUGCAGUCACAUGAUUCUGGGUCUGAAGAGAGUACAGAGAACGAGUAUUCUGAUAUGAGGAAUGAGGAUAUGACACAAAUAUCAGGUAUUAUUAGGAAUGCUCUGAGAAUCCAGCCGCCUCCGAUCAGUGUAGCAGACAGUGAUGAGUACAUCACAUCUGACAGGCAGUACUCUGGGCAGGAUGACCCAAGUGAAGAAGAACCAGCUGUGAAAGAGUUAUCAGAAACAGGUGAAGACAAGUGUGACAAGCCUGAUGAGACAAAUGAGGAAAGUGGCAACAGGUUUCUUGAUCUGGAUUCAUCUGAGGCUGUUAACGUAAUUGAAAUAGAUGGGAUUCGUAUCCUUCUGCCAUCACAGUUCCUGGAAAGUCCACCCUCAUUGUCUGGGGGUAAGAAGCGUCCAGCAGAAAAACCUUCUACUUCCAGACCACUUGGCCUGUCCAAUCCUUCUGAAGAAGAAAUUCAGCCGCCCAAAGAGUCUGAACCAGAAGCAACCCCAGUGCCAAGUUUGAACAUCCAAACAGAUGAAACAAUGCCACCUCGAGGAGAGCUAUCAGAACAGGAGAGUGUUGGGGGCAGUGACAGCUCUGUAUGGGUGCAGGCAUUUCGAGAGAAGGAAGUAUCAACAUCAUAUGACCUGGCAGCUAGAGAGAGUUGGUUGGCUUCAGAUGGCUCAGAUGCAGAUGUAAUUCUGGAGAGUGAGGCCACAGCAUCUGUCAUCAAUAAGCAGGACAAAUCUGGGACAAGCAGCCAGGAGAAGAGGAAAGGACAAGCAGAUAGGGUUUAUAAAUGUGGGACAUGUGGGGAACCAUUCAACUGUCCAAAAGAACGGCGUGUUCAUAGGAGCACAUAUCAUUCUGAUAAGAGUGCAAACAGUGAAGAAGUGUCAGCAAGUGGGGAUAAAGUCAGAAUGGACGUAGUGUCAAGAAAACAAGUUCAUAAGCGGAAGGCAAGAAUUAAGAAAGUGAUAAAGGAAGAAGAAGAUGAUAAGUAUUGUGUGAAGACAGAAAAGCCACAAUUCAUGGAAGUGUUCCUUGAAGAGGAUACAGAGACGAAGAUGGAGGCUGAAGGUGGAUCUGAAGUGGGAGAAGAGCUCUCAGAGAAUGUUUCAGCUGCAGUUGAUAAAAUGGAGGCUGGAGAGGUGCCAAAACCAGAACCUGCAUUAGAUGCAGCUGCCGCCUUUCCUUGUAAUAUGUGUACAGAGGUAUUUACAUCUUCCAAGCUGCGGAGUGAUCAUGAAGUUAAGGUACACAAGAAACCCAAAGACAAGAAGAAUGUAUGUGCCACUUGCAAAGAAGUCUUUACUAAGGAUUGUGAUUACCAAGCACAUCUUCAGACACAUCCUCUUGAAUGUUCUCAGUGUGGAAAAUAUUUCUAUAGGCGUCAGAACCUCGAUUUACACUUAAAACGUCAUCUAGGUAUCAAGCCCCACAAAUGCACCAUAUGUGACAAAGCAUUUGUAACAAAACAGAAGUUGGCGGAACAUACCAACUCUCACACUGGCAAUGCUCCUAUCAAAUGCCCGCUUUGUGAUGAGACAUUCAGGAGGUAUAGCAACCUCAUCCAGCAUAAGCAUCGACAUCACAUGAAUGUCAAGAAGAAGGUGAAGGACUUCAUCUGCCACUGUGGUGAGAUAUUCCACUCAAAGAAGAAGCUGGAGUGGCACAAAGAGAUACAUGAAGAGAAGCCAAAAUGUUGCAGUUAUUGCAGUGAGCGCUUUGUUCAUGCAUCGAGUCUCACAAGACACAUUCGCAAAGCACAUGAUUGCCGUUAUGUGCCAAAGUGUGGGCGUGAAGUGGAGAAUGUGGAGUGCAAAAUGUGUGGAUAUGUAUUCUUGAAAAGUUCACUGCCAGUACACAUGCGCAUGCACAGUGGAGAGCGUCCUUAUUCCUGUCAUGUGUGUGGGAAGGACUUUACUACCAAGUGGAACCUGCAGCUGCACCGGUGGACUCAUGCAGCACGCAGUUCAAAGCCCUUCAAGUGUUCUUUGUGCAAGAGUGCAUUCUUUCGUCGUAAUGAUUACACAGCGCACAUGCAUUCGCAUCGCAACAUCCGGCCAUACACUUGCAAUCACUGUGGUUGCCAGUUCAUCCGCAAGUAUAAUUGUCUGCGUCACGUGAGGGAGCAUGAGGUUGGAAAGUCUUUCAGUUGUAAUGUCUGUGGGAAAUUGUUUCAUCGUAGUUAUUACCUGAAGGAACACUUACGUGUGCACAGUGGGUCUCGUCCAUUUGCCUGCCACAUUUGUGGGAAGGCUUCCAGUACCAAGUCAAACCACAAUAAACAUGUAAAAAUUCACCAUGCUCGAGAGCCAGUCAAUACAGAGGGCUAAGCUAUAAAUUAAAUUCACUUUACUCUAUGCCGUAUUUAUUCAAGUACAGCUGUGCUUGAACACGGUAUAAACCCCUGCUAAAAAGAAAUCAAGACGAAAACUUCUUUAUUAACGCUAAGUUCUCCUGCCUUCAAACCCAUUAUAUUUGUUAUGUGUAGUGUACUGAAUUGUCAUCAUCAUCUUCCCAUUUGUAUGAUGAUGCAUUUCCUGUUUAGAAUGGCCUGAAACAAGAUGAUUUUCACUAUUGAUUUUAAAUUCUGCUUUAGAAUACACCACCAGAAAGGUCCAAGAAAACAAAAAGAGGGAUUGAAAUUGAAUGGGACACAUCACCUUAUUAUGGUUUAUGCUGAUAUGUUAUUAGGUGAAAGCAUAAAUAUCAGAAAGAAAAACAGAAGCAGAUAAAGAGGUUAUUCUAGAAGUAAACAUUGAGAAAACAAAGUAUUUGUUCAUGUCUCUUUACCAGACUACAGGACAAAAUCUGUGUGUAAAGGUAGCUGAUAAAUCAUUAAAAACUGUGGCAGAGUUCAAAUAUUUGGGAACAAAAGCAGCAAAUCAAAAUUGCAUUUAUGAGGAAAUUAAGAGGAUAUUAAAUUUUGGAUUGGUUGCUGCCAUGCAGUUCAGUAUUUUCUGUCAUCCUGUUGGCUAUCUAAAAAUGUAACGGGGAACUCAUCUCCAGUCGUCAGUAAUAUUUAUAUGGAGCAUUUUGAGAAAUUAGCUGUAGACACAACUGACCACAAACCA
Molecule: messenger RNA, 4409 nt
Organism: Zootermopsis nevadensis
Lineage: Eukaryota; Metazoa; Arthropoda; Insecta; Blattodea; Termopsidae
Biological process (GO): regulation of DNA-templated transcription
Molecular function (GO): RNA polymerase II cis-regulatory region sequence-specific DNA binding; DNA-binding transcription factor activity, RNA polymerase II-specific
Source: RefSeq, a predicted model, not a curated record